Molecule: messenger RNA, 661 nt
Organism: Elaeis guineensis (African oil palm)
Lineage: Eukaryota; Viridiplantae; Streptophyta; Magnoliopsida; Arecales; Arecaceae
Product: EPIDERMAL PATTERNING FACTOR-like protein 9
Biological process (GO): positive regulation of stomatal complex development
Source: RefSeq, a predicted model, not a curated record
CCCCCCCUUAUAUAUCUUCUCUUGUUCCUCCUCAAAGAGCACCUCUCAUCUCCUAUCUACUGCCACUACAAGCAGCAGUUAUGGCCAUAAAACCUCCCACCACCAGCACCUUCUUCCUCCUCUUCUUCCUCUCCAUUCUCCUCGGGACUCUUGGCAGACCAGGCUCUGGAGCACGAUGCUCACCAUCACAUUCUCUUACACUGAAGAAGGAACCCCAAUCACAGGGUUCAAACGAAGAAGGGUUGUGGACAUGGAGGGAUAUGAGUGCAAGAAGACUGAUGAUAGGCUCCACAGCUCCAAUCUGCACCUACAAUGAGUGCCGAGGGUGCCGAUUCAAGUGCAGAGCCGAGCAAGUCCCGGUCGACGCCGGGGAUCCCUCGAACAGCGCCUACCACUAUCGAUGCAUUUGCCACAUGUAGAGAGCUAGGGAUUAUUAGUGAGGCAUGCUUUGGAUCAAUUAAGCCAGAUGAGGAGGGGUUCCUUUGUGGUUGAAGGCUUAGAAGAGUUCUCCAUCUUUAGAUGUCUUGUUUGUUUGUUUUUUCUCUCUCUUUUCUUUUUCACUAUUUCUUUUUGUCUUGUUCGGGUUGUGGUGUGAUCAUCUACUGCUUUCGUCUAAGAGAAUGUUUGUUCUGAAUGAUAUGAAAACACCAGUUUUGGUCUA